UAAAUAAAGGUGAAAUAAAUAAAAUAAAUGUCCAUUAUUCAAUCUCAAUUCCACAUGAUAUGGAAUUAAACGGAACUGUGGAUUGAUUAUGUCACCAUCAAUAGAAGAGUCUUUGGUUACUAUGGCGUUGUUAACCUAGAUGAACUAUUAGCUAUGCAGUCAUGAUUAUGACUCAAUAUGUCAGAACACUGAGCAAUACCACUGCUGUUCCGUGGCUCCGUCAUUCAGCCACAAGACAGAAAGUUGCCUGAAGGCUGUGGAUCAUUGUAUUGUUGACCCAGACGGAGUGCACUUCACAAGGAUUGUCUUUUUCUGAGAAAGCUAACCAUGGAUAACUCUCCUGAAGUGAACCAGGAGCAGGGAGACAUACCAAUGAUCCCAUUGGUCCAUGAGCCCAUGUCAGGGGAUGAGAUGCAGAGAACCCAGAACCAGGUGAACAACUUGCAGCAGUCAAUGAACCACAUGCAUGAGCAGCUGAAUUCCAUGCAGAGGCAGUUUAUUGAGUUGCAGAGUGCCCUCUCUCAGCUCCUUGAUGACAACAUGCCUGUGGCACCUGAAGCGGAAGGGUUCCAACCGAAAAACAUCACCCCUGCACAGUGGGACGGAAUCCUCCCGAUAGGAAUCAUCCAGAGGGAGGAUCCCAACAAGAACCAAUCAUUCCAACAAGGCAUCAUCCCAAUAAAAAACAAUGGAAUGGAACAGAUGGAAUGGCAUGGACCACCUCCACCUCCCAUCAUCCCCAUAGUGGGAUGCUGGGAUGCUGGAGUCAAUGCUCCACGUUGUGGAAAUUUCUAUGCCAGGAGAAAGGAUAUCCGGAGUAGAUAUGUGGCGGAUCCUGCUUUAAUGACCAUCACCAAGCCAGAACACUCCGAGGCCAAUCCUCAGAGCCAGGCUGGCAGUUGGCCGGUGGCUAAACCUCAGCGCCCAGCACCCCCAGUACAGAAAAGACCAAACAGUGGAGGCUGGCUCAGGUGGUUCUUCGGUGAAAAGGAAGAAGUUCCUCAGAUGACAAGGAUACUAGAUGAUACUAGAUGUUAACAGGCAGAAACUUGGCCCAGGCACUCUACCCUUUUGAGGUUCGACACUGAACAAUCCUUCCACUACGGUUCAUUUAAUUAGCUUUAAUUGACAGCAACGCCUGGCUGAAGUUGCCGUGAUGUUUACGCUAUUUCGUUUUGUCUCACAGGUCGUUUUCCAGGAGGGAUCAUUUGAUAUU
Molecule: messenger RNA, 1216 nt
Organism: Salmo salar (Atlantic salmon)
Lineage: Eukaryota; Metazoa; Chordata; Actinopteri; Salmoniformes; Salmonidae
Source: RefSeq, a predicted model, not a curated record